AGAGUCCUGACUCAGCUGCUGCUGCCGCCUGGUCCUCCUCUCUCCUGUCAAUCACUCUGUCAUGCCUCUGAUGCAUGGGCAUGCUGACGCUGCUCUCUGCCAUCUGUGAGUAACUCACACUUACAUUUAGUGACCGCUGCUGUCUCUACACACAUGCACGGGCACACUGGUGUUUCGCUUGGGUAUGGUCACGUGCUCGAGACAAAGGGGCUUUUGCUGAUCUGUUUCUCUGGCUUAAGCUUGUAUAGAAAUCCUUCUUCCCUUCGUGAAUAACUGACUUAACAUUUCUUACUAUCUGCUUGGCACUUGCCCUUGAAUUGUUGUUUGUCUUCCAGUAAUCAGUUGUUUCCUAUGGAGAUUGUUGUAGUUUAGGUCAAACCACCAUCGGUGCAUGUUUCUCAUGUUAAUGUGCAAACAAUGGUACAGAAUAAGAUAUGGAGAUAUAAACAACACUUAAGUGUUAAAAUGUCAUUGCAUUGAAUAAGCAACCUUAUAUAUUAAAAGCUAGUUGGUUUAAUAUUUUAUUGGGUUGGCUAUUAUUAGAUAUCAAUCUACAUUUUGUCAGACUGAUUGCAAAAAAAAGAACUCCUCUUAUAAGUUCAGAUCUCUGUGCUUCAGUGGGAAACUGCAUCAUUUCACUAAUUUAAACAGAAGAUACACAUCCCUACAAUACAACAAUACAGUACAAAUUUUAUUUCUGUAGCACAUAUUAAGUGCUUUCCAGUGUAAAGUCAUUAUAGAUAGUUACAUGCAAUCACACAAACACAAAUAAAUCUUGAUCAUUUACAGCUAAAUGUCUUGUAUCAAUUUGAUUAUAAUGUUCCAUUGAUUUAAAAAAAAAAAAAAUCUUCCAAACAGUUUAUUUUAUAUUAUUUUAUUUUUAAUCAUAUGUAAGCCAAAUAGAAAUAGCGUGGUCAACCUUGUCUGAAAGAUAUUGUCUUAGAUAUCAGCCUUAUUCUAAUUUAUUGGAUCAAUACUCAUGACAUACAAAAUAACAUCUAAGUCUGCUGAUACAUUUAUGACUGCAGUGCACCACGUAUUUGUAAGAUUUUAUGUAAUGCAAUAACAUUCAUAAACAUUUAAGCAAUACUUCAAUAUGUAAGGACAAGCUGUGGCUUUCUUGAUAUGGCAGAUCACAUGCAUAAUUACCAUAUAAAUGCACUGAAUUAUCUGCAAUAAUGCUAUUAAAAUCCCAGAUUGUCAGAAUAAGUAGUUGGGUUGUGUGCUUUGCUUUUUAGCAUGUUCUGGCAGCUUCAUGGAUCUGGUUGAUAUAUUUGGUGUUUUAGGCUGUUUUUGGUUCCAGAUGCUCUAUUAUGCAGGUUUAAUACCUGCCACUAGGUGGUGUGAUGGUUCCAUCUUUUGGCCUCUAGCUCAGUCCCUUCAUCCUGUUUAACCCUUUGUCUGUUCUUCCCCUCUCCCUCUAUGGUGACUCCUGUGUGCCUUAUUCCAGUGUCAUUGGACAACCAGCAAAUGCUACACUACAUCCGGGACAAAACGGCCGUGCCGUACUUCUCCAAUUUGGUCUGGUUCAUCGGCAGCCAUGUCAUCGAGUUGGACAAGUGUGUGCAGACCGAUGAACAACAUAAAAACCGAGGAAAACUCAGCGAUCUGGUAGCUGAGCACCUGGACCAUCUUCACUAUCUGAACGACAUCCUCAUCAUCAACUGUGAGUUUCUCAAUGACGUGCUGACCGACCACCUGCUCAACCGCCUCUUCCUUCCCCUAUAUGUGUACUCUCUGGUCAGUCAAGAGCAGUCUGAAGAACGCAAGAUCAACCCUCAGGUGUCUCUCUACCUGCUGUCACAGGUGUUCCUGAUCAUCCACUACCAGCCGCUUGUCCACUCCCUGGCUGAUGUCAUUCUGAACGGAGACCUGUCAGUGUUUAUUCUGCAGACUGAGCAGAGCGCUCACAAAACUUCAAGCAAUGCCGGUGUUCGUCGCUUCACCAAGCCCACGGAAAGUCUGGAGCGUUCCUUGGAAAUGAGUCGUCACCGUGGGAGAAAGAGGACCCAGAAAAGACCCAACUACAAAAAUGUGGGCGAGGAAGAAGAGGAAGAGCGGGGAUCAGAAGAAGGGCUGGAAGAAGAGAAGGAAAAGGCUAAAGGUACAGAGGCUAGUUCAAAGGCCAGCAGGACAAGUGGGGACAAGGAAGAAAUUGAGAUGGUGGUGAUGGAAAAAGGUAGGAUCUCUGAAGUGUCCACGUUGACGGAACAGAACAUUACAGACGAGGAGAAGAGCGCGGCAGCGGCACGAUCUGAGGGACAAAGGAGCAGGCCCUUCUUGGACAUGUUGUAUAAUGCACUGGACUGUGACUCAGAGGAUUACCAGGCUCUGUUUGUGCUUUGUCUCCUGUAUGCCAUGUCUCACAGUAAAGGUAUAAACCUGGAGCUCUUAGAGAGGAUCCAGCUACCCGUGCCAAAUCAAGAGAGGAGCUCUUACAGUCAGGUGUUGGUGGAAAGAGUGAUCCGAAUCAUGAGCCAGGCUGCUCAGCCAGAGGGAAAGGUGCGUCUUGCCACCUUGGAGUUAAGCUGUCUGCUUCUGAAACAAGCUGUACUCUCUGGCUCUCAGUGCAUUAUAAAGGACAUUCAUUUGGCCUGUUUGGAGGGUGCCCGAGAAGAGAGUCUUCACCUUCUGAGGCAGUUUUAUAAGGGGGAGGAGAUUUUCCUGGACAUGUUUGAGGAUGAGUACAGGAGCAUGAUGAGUAAGCCGCUGAAUGUGGAGUAUCUUAUGAUGGAUGCAUCCAUUUUACUUCCUCCUACUGGCACCCCCCUUACCGGCAUUGACUUUGUGAAGCGAUUGCCCUGUGGAGAUGUCGAGAGAACACGCAGGGCUAUACGCAUGUUCUUCAUGCUGCGCUCGCUGUCCCUACAGCUGCAGGGAGAACCAGAAACUCAACUACCUCUCACCCGACCGGAGGAUCUCAUCAAGACUGAUGAUGUGCUUGACCUCAAUAACAGUGAUCUUAUUGCUUGCAUGGUGGUGAGUAAAGAUGGGGUUCAAGCUCAGCGUUUCCUGGCUGUGGAUGUGUACCAGAUGAGUCUUGUGGAACCAGAUUCAAAACGUCUUGGCUGGGGUGUUGUCAAGUUUGCUGGCCUUUUACAGGACAUGCAGGUUUCAGGAGUAGAAGAUGACAGCAGGGCUCUGAACAUCAUCAUACACAAGCCCACGUCUAACCCUCACGCCAAGCCUGUGCCCAUCCUGCAGGCCAACUUCAUUUUUGCGGAUCAUAUUCGCUCCAUCAUCGCCAAACAGCGACUAGCCAAGGGCCGCAUCCAGGCUAGACGCAUGAAAAUGCAGCGGAUAGCAGCUCUAUUGGACCUUCCUGUUCAGCGUUCCACAGAGGUGCUGGGCUUCAGCCAACCAUCUGCUUCGUCUCUGCCUUUUCGCUUCUAUGACCAGUCCAGACGUGGCCCGGCCUUCGCCUCUGUAGAUAAAGUUCCAGGUUUUGCCGUGGCUCACGUUUCCCAGAACAACCCCACAUCAGCCUCCUCCUCCACCUCAUCUGCCUCUAGUGACCCCACCGGCCCCUCUGACUCGGUCACAGCCAGCAACGUAUCCACACACACGGUCACACACAGUCAAACAGGACUCACCCUGGCGCCUAGCCUCACCCCUGCACCGCAACCCACCAUCUCCCUACUGUCUGACAAUGAUGCUGAAACACUGAGCGUGGACUCCCUGACGCUGCUGCCCCCCUCUGCCCCGCCUCGCCUGCGCUCCUUUAGCACCCAGUCCUCUGUCCAGGACAGGGAAGAGAUGGCGGUUGCCGGUCAAGAGGAAGAUGACGACACGGGAGCGACAGACUCGCAGACUCAAGAAAACAAGAAGGAUAUUUCAGUCAUCCCAGAGGAAGAUGAGCCAUCCCCUGAGUCUGGGCCAUUGCUUAUGGUGGAAACUGAGGAUUUGGCACAGGUACAGAGGGAGGAGCCUGUGACUCAGCCCGAGAGAAACUCUAUAGCCGUCACUUCCGACCAAGAGAAUAACCCAGACCUGGAGGAGGAGACCGCGAUAGACUGAAAUGUCUACUGCAACUCAAAUUAAAAACUAAAAUGUACUAAAGAAAUUUGGGCCAGGUUGCUAAAGCAAGAAGCGCAUGUUAAUGUUGAUUGCUCAAUGUGAGCAUGACCGAUUCUGGUUUGCAACUAGAUAGUUUAGCUAGUUUGCACAUCAUUUCAGCUUUGGUGACUCAGGCCCUCAAUUGUAUCUUUGUCUAUUUGCCGACUGUGUUAACACAGCGGUUACCAGUACUUCUCCUUACAACAAGACCAUGAUGCAUUUCAGAGGAGGCCGGCACUCUUAGAACAGUAACAUUAUUGUUUUGUCACGAGUGCUGCUUUAAAGCACAGUCUUUUUUCUGUCGUGCGUUAUUCUUUCUGCUCUGGUGCUGAGGUGAUCGUGACUGUUUUGUGAUUGUGUGCGAAUGUUGGAGUGUGUGUGCGAUUGGUUUUAUGAUACUGAGCAGAUGGAGAGGAGAAGGCGUGUUUGUAUAAAUCUGUAGUGGGGAAAGCCCGCUUGAUUUCACCAGUCUUAACACUGAGGAAUGUACAAAGACUUCUGGGUCUAUCCAGCGGUGCUCUUUUCUGAAGGUAUAUUUAGUUUCGUCUGAACCUUCAUUUUCACUUCAGCGAUUUGAAAAAUGCCCUUUUGUGUCAUUCUUCGGCGAUUGUGAGGAACCGGUAUGAGCUUCAAGUAACCCGUUUGAAUUCAUCACUGCAUUUGAGAUCAUUCAACCCAUGAACGCUUGCUCCAUCAAGCGUUUUGUAUAAAAACCGCUGACUCACUUAUAUCAGUCACGGUUUUUCAUCAGGUGAACGAACCUGAUGUCAUCGAGUUUCAUUCCUAAGCGUUUAUGUCACUGCCGCACCUCUUUCUGGAACAUUUUUUAAAAUCUGCCGACGCACAGGAUGAAUUUCCCCGUUUUCAUUCAUGUAGUUACUGCUUAAGUACCACUCAAGUGGUCUCCUUGCUUUUUAAAGCUGAGGCAACUCAUCCAUUUUUUAGGUGCGUUUUAAUGUUCUUUAACACUUGAUAUUAUAGAUUUCAUCAAGAGCUUGUGCUGGACACACAUAAUUAAAGCUGGGUGAGAUGUGUUUGUGGUUUCGUUUUCCUUUGGUGUGCAAUAACAGCUAUUCAAGACUCCUUUAUUUCACUUACAGACUCAAGUAGUUGGUCUACCAUCACUAAUGGACUGAAAUGGAAAAUUAAUUUUGGGUUUAUAGACUGUAGCACAUAGAAGGGAUUCACACACCCUUGCGGUGUGGCACUGAUGCAAAUCUGUGGUAACCGUGACUGGGAGUUUUUCUUUCCAAACCAAGGCACUCAGAUUCAAGCUUUAUCGGCGGAGUUCGUAAAAUAUUACCUUUAAAGCAAUACGAUUUAUUCUGCAUAUAUCAGUAUUUUGAGGUUAAAUUCAUUGUCGAGAAGUGUGGGGGGGGGGGCUUCAUAGUUUGUACACAGUGUAAAGAUUUUUUUUGAUCUAAUGUUAUAAAUAAUUGACCAACUGGAGCUAUCAAAGUCAUGCAAUAAAUUAUUCUGAUGUACAUUU
Molecule: messenger RNA, 5545 nt
Organism: Carassius gibelio (silver crucian carp)
Lineage: Eukaryota; Metazoa; Chordata; Actinopteri; Cypriniformes; Cyprinidae
Product: protein CLEC16A
Exons: 19
Coding region: 1423-4017 (864 amino acids)
Biological process (GO): regulation of autophagosome maturation; endosomal transport; endosome to lysosome transport
Cellular component (GO): endolysosome membrane; late endosome
Source: RefSeq, a predicted model, not a curated record